AUGAAUUUAAGUUUAAGAGAAAAUAUUAGUGGUGUUGAUGACAGUAGUGAUUAUGAUUCUCCAGGAUGGUCAGAAUGUGAAGAAUGCUAUGGACCUAAAAAAGAAUUUUGUAAUCUUUGUGGUUGUUCUGUUUCUGGAAACUGGUACUGCAUAAGAUGUUCAAAGAAAUCGAAACAUAAGACACAACCAGAUGAUUCAAAUUCAAGUAACAACACGAAGAAAAUUAAAAAAUCAAAUAGAAAUAAAAAAUUAAAGAAUGUGGAAAUUACAGAACCUACAGAUGAAGCAAGUAGAAAUGCUGAAAAUGAAUGCAUUUCGUCAACUUCUACAAAUAAUGAGAGUAUUCAUCAAACUAUAGGAAAUCUGCCUGAAGUAUUUAAAGAUAAGAGAUCCAAUAAUAAUUACCAGCAAUAUAAUGAAAGUUAUAAAGAAUGUGAUGAUGAAUUGAGCCAACAGAUUUAUGACAAUGAAGAAGAAAAAGUUAAAGGCAAACAAAAGGAACUAUUUGAAUUAAAUUCUGAUUCUGAUGAAGUUGAUAACAAAAAGAAAAGACUAUCUUGUGAAUUACAAAUAGAAAAUAUUAUUAUAUCUAUGAUAUAUAGUAAUAAUCUUAAAUUCCCAUUAGAAUAUAUAACAAGUUUAAAGAAAAUCAGGGCUAGAAAAGAAAUAAAUAAUAUUUUUUCAUCAAACAAAGAUCCAACAAAUCUACAAGGAAUGUUUUCACAAGGUAUUGAUUUUAAUGAAGUUCCAACACCUGUAUCAUUAGAAUCAUUGCCAAAACAUUUACAAAGUGUUGAAGAUUGUCAUAAAUAUCUUCGAAUAUAG
This is a messenger RNA of Racocetra persica, 825 nucleotides long. NCBI's taxonomy places the organism in Eukaryota, Fungi, Glomeromycota, Glomeromycetes, Diversisporales, Gigasporaceae. The record is from the annotation of a GenBank genome assembly.